CUUGUGCCCAAAAAAUGGAAGAUCAGUUGGCGAAGUUGCGGCAGCAGGUAGCGGAGAGGGAUGCGCACAUCCAGGCCCUCUUCCAGGAGCGCAAAAACGCCAACGACAAGAACAUGCGGGAGAUGGCCUCACUCGUCAACAACCUCUCUCAGUCCCAACACAUAGAGCAGCAGCUCCGCCAGCAGCACCAGGCACGCACGACAACACACCGACCGAACCAUCCAGGAAGCCCAUCCAUCCAUCCAUCCAUCCCAAUAUUGAUCCAUCCAUCCUGUCAUUCUGUGUAUGGUGCAGAUGGAGCGUGAUAGGUACCUGGAGAAUGAAUUGGAGCUGUCAUCGGAGUUGGAGGCCGCCCACAACACCAUCCGCACGCUGCAGGAGGAGCUCCGCCGGCUCCAGAGCGAGAGCCAGACGCUCCAGCACGCCUACGAGGACCAGAUCGCAUCCCUCAACACAGACCUCGAGAGGGCCGCCAAACAACUCAAGGAGGCCCAAAACGCCAGACGCGCAUCGUCCACUAGCGAAAGGUACACACUGGUCGGCGGCAACCCCAUCCAUGGAUGGAUGGAUGGAUGGAUGUGCCGUCCCUGUCUGUGGUGCAGUGUGUGUGUGCGUCAGGAGGACAAGGAGGGGCUGCUGCGGCGGAUGGAGGCCGAGUGGUGCGUGAUAGACGAGGUAUUCGACAGGGACAUCAACCAGUCCAGCAGCAGUGCGGCUGCCGCUGCCUGUGCGGGGGAGGUGAAGAGGGCGCCCACACGCGGGAAGGGCGGCAUGCAGCAGUUUGCUUGGGUGUGGGGGAUGCUCGACGUAUAGAAGAGCUGCAGCGG
Vitrella brassicaformis is the source of this 827-nucleotide messenger RNA. The record is from the annotation of a GenBank genome assembly. NCBI's taxonomy places the organism in Eukaryota, Vitrellaceae.